AUGGUUUAUUCCCUAUCACUGAAUACUUUCCUCGUCCUUUUGCUUUCCUCUAUGGUCAAAUCAGAUACUUUCACCCCAUGCUUUGACCUUAUUUUUACCAAACCUUUUUACUCUAGCUCAGAUGUCAAGGUAAAACAAGAUAGCACUCAUUUUGCUAACACAAGCCCUGCUCAAGCCAAUUCAGAUGUGGAACCAGCUUUUAGUUGCUCAUCAGUCCAUAUGAACAACUUCUCGUGGAGAUGACUCAUAAACUUCACACCUUGUGGCAAUUAUGCAUCUCUUAAUCAACCCUUAAUCCCCUUUAUGAAGUGACAAAAUUUUCUUGCCUAUCCAUUGAAAGGUUAAUUUUUAAAUUUUAUAUUAAAAUUGUUUGGGAAUUAAAAAAAUCAAAUUAGAAAGUAAAAAUUGAUUCAGUGUGUGUUGAAUUCAUUUAAAAUUUAAAUGAAUUAGCUCGAUAUUUGAUUAUAAUAAAUAUCCAUUUAAAAAAAAAAUUUGUUUGCUCACGGAGGAUCGCCAAAAAUAAAAGAUUUUUUUACAAUUUCGUUCUCUAACUGGGGAGUUAGCACAGAAGUAA
Blepharisma stoltei is the source of this 574-nucleotide messenger RNA. The record is from the annotation of a GenBank genome assembly. NCBI's taxonomy places the organism in Eukaryota, Ciliophora, Heterotrichea, Heterotrichida, Blepharismidae.